Messenger RNA from Closterium sp. Naga37s-1, 1548 nucleotides. Lineage: Eukaryota; Viridiplantae; Streptophyta; Zygnematophyceae; Desmidiales; Closteriaceae. The record is from the annotation of a GenBank genome assembly.
AUGUGCGCGCGAACCAAGCCGGAAUUGCUCUGGCCGGAAUUGCCCCUCUCAUGCCUUCCCCCUCUCAUGCCUUCCCCCUCUCAUGCCUUCCCACUCUCAUGCCUUCCCCCUCUCAUGCCUUCCCCCUCUCAUGCCUUCCCCCUCUCAUGCCUUCCCCCUCUCAUGCCCUCCCCCUCUCAUGCCCUCCCCCUCUCAUGCCCUCCCCCUCUAAUGCCCUCCCCCUCUCAUGUCCUCCCCCUCUCAUGCCCUCCCCCUCUCAUGCCCUCCCCCUCUCAUGCCCUCCCCCUUUCAUGCCCUCCCCCUCUCAUGCCCUCCCCCUCUCAUGCCCUCCCCCUCUCAUGCCCUCCCCCUCUCAUGCCCUCCCCCUCUCAUGCCCUCCCCCUCUCAUGCCCUCCCCCUCUCAUGCCCUCCCCCUCUCAUGCCCUCCCCCUCUCAUGCCCUCCCCCUCUCAUGCCCUCCCCCUCUCAUGCCCUCCCCUUCUCAUGCCCUCCCCCUCUCAUGCCCUCCCCCUCUCAUGCCCUCCCCCUCUCAUGCCCUCCCCCUCUCAUGCCCUCCCCCUCUCAUGCCCUCCCCCUCUCAUGCCCUCCCCCUCUCAUGCCCUCCCCCUCUCAUGCCCUACCCCUCUCAUGCCCUCCCCCUCUCAUGCCCUCCCCCUCUCAUGCCCUCCCCCUCUCAUGCCCUCCCCCUCUCAUGCCCUCCCCCUCUCAUGCCCUCCCCCUCUCAUGCCCUCCCCCUCUCAUGCCCUCUCAUGCCUUCCCCCUCUCAUGCCUUCCCCCUCUCAUGCCUUCCCCCUCUCCUGCCUUCCCCCUCUCAUGCCUGGACCAGUCAAAGUACCCCAUUCUCCCACUUUCCAUCACCCCGCCCCAUUCUCCCUCUUUCCCUCACCCCGCCCCAUUCUCCCCCUUUCCAUCACCCCGCCCCAUUCUCCCUCUUUCCAUAACCCUGCCCCAUUCUCCCGCUUUCCAUCACCCCGCCCCAUUCUCCCGCUUUCCAUCACCCCGCCCCAUUCUCAAACUUUCCAUCAUCCCGCCCCAUUCUCCCGCUUUCCAGCACCCCGCCCCAUUCUCCCGCUUUCCAUCACCCCACCCGAUUCUCCCGCUUUCCAUCACCCCGCCCCAUUCUCCCGCUUUCCAUCACCCCGCCCCAUUCUCCCGCUUUCUAUCACCCCGCCCCAUUCUCCCUCCUUCCAUCACCCCGCCCCAUUCUCCCGCUUUCCAUCACCCGCCCCAUUCUCCCGCUUUCCAACACCCCGCCCCAUUCUCCCACUUUCCAUCACCCCGCUCCAAUCUCCCGCAUUCCAGCACCCCGCCCCAUUCUCCCGCUUUCCAUCACCCCGCCCCAUUCUCCCGCUUUCCAUCACCCCGCCCCAUUCUCCCACUUUCCAUCACCCUGCCCCAUUCCCCCGCUUUCCAUCACCCCGCCCCAUUCUCCCGCUUUCCAUCACCCCGCCCCAUUCUCCCGCUUUCCCAAACCCCGCCCCAUUCUCCCGCUUUCCAUCACCCCACCCGAUUCUCCCGCUUUCCAUCACCCCGCCCCAAACCAAGCUGA